AUGAAGAUCAAGCAUCGCAUCUAUUAUAUCACCCUUUUCUCCGUGGUGCUGCUCGGCCUCAUAGCAACAGGGAUGUUUCAGUUCUGGCCCCAUUCCAUUGAAUCCUCUGCAGACUGGACUAUGGACAAACGCAGUGUCCAUGAUGCUCCGCUGGUCAGGCUGUCGGUGUCCAGCCCCAUCCCGGAGAGAGGGGACCUCAGCUGUCGCAUGCACACCUGCUUUGAUGUGUACAGAUGUGGCUACAAUCCAAAAAACCGAAUCAAGGUUUACAUCUACCCUCUCCAGAGGUUUGUAGAUGAAGUUGGGGUCCCCAUCAGCAGCACAGGGCUGUCUCGAGAAUACAAUGAUCUUUUGAGUGCCAUCUCGGAUAGUGACUUUUACACUGAUGACGUCAGCAGAGCGUGUCUGUUCAUUCCUUCUAUUGACGUUCUCAAUCAGAAUUCAUUACGAGUCAGAGAGACGGCACAGGCUCUGGCGAUGCUUCCCAGGUGGGACAAAGGCAUGAACCAUCUGCUUUUCAACAUGUUGCCUGGAGGACCACCGGAUUACAACACAGCAUUGGAUGUGCCUCGAGAUAGGGCUUUGCUGGCUGGAGGUGGUUUCUCCACUUGGACCUACAGACAAGGAUAUGAUGUCAGUAUUCCAGUCUACAGCCCCAUUUCUGCAGAUGUUGAACUGCCUGAGAGACAACCAGGGCCGCGCCGCUUCUUCAUCCUGUCAUCCCAGACAGCAAUUCACAGAGAGUAUCGUGCAGAGCUUGAACGUCUUAAAGAGGAAAACGGAGAAGCGCUGCUGCUGCUGGACAAAUGCAGCAAUCUUUCCCAAGGAGCCGCCUCCGUCCGAAAACGAUGUUAUAAAGGACAAGUGUAUGACUACCCCCAGAUUCUACAGGAGUCUUCAUUUUGUGUCGUUCUUCGCGGCGCGCGGCUCGGACAAGCAGCUCUGAGCGAUGUCCUCCAGGCCGGAUGUGUACCUGUCAUCCUCGCGGACUCAUACAUACUGCCCUUUUCUGAGGUUCUUGACUGGAAAAGGGCAUCCGUAGUUAUUCCUGAGGAGAAGCUCUCGGAAAUGUACACCAUCUUGAAAAGUAUACCUCACAGACAAGUGGAAGAAAUGCAAAGACAGGCGCACUGGUUCUGGGAGGCUUACUUCAGUUCUAUGAAGGCAAUUGGUUUGACAACUCUACAGAUCAUCAAUGAUCGGAUUUACCCAUAUGCUGCGCGCUCAUAUGAACAAUGGAACAACCCACCUGUCGUGAAGUGGGCGAGUGUGAAUAGUCCUCUGUUCCUGCCACUGAUCCCACCACGUGCCCCUGGUUUCACCGCCGUUGUAUUGACCUACGACCGCGUGGAGAGUCUCUUCCGCGUCAUCACCGAAAUCUCCAAAGUUCCCAGUUUGGCCAAACUGCUGGUAGUGUGGAAUAACCAGAACAAGAGUCCACCUGAAGAGUCACUGUGGCCCAAGAUCGGGGUUCCACUGAAAGUGGUUCGCACCAAAGAGAACAAACUGAGCAACCGCUUUUUUCCAUAUGACGAGAUCGAAACAGAGGCUGUGUUGGCCAUUGAUGAUGACAUCAUCAUGCUGACGUCCGAUGAGCUGCAGUUUGGAUACGAGGUUUGGAGGGAGUUCCCCGACAGACUGGUUGGCUAUCCUGGGCGCCUGCAUCUCUGGGAUCAUGAAAUGGGCAAGUGGAAGUAUGAAUCUGAGUGGACCAAUGAGGUUUCUAUGGUGUUGACGGGAGCAGCAUUCUACCACAAGUACUUCAACUAUCUUUACACAUACAAGAUGCCUGGAGAUAUAAAGAAUUGGGUGGAUGCGCACAUGAACUGUGAGGACAUUGCCAUGAACUUCCUGGUGGCCAACAUCACCGGCAAAGCCCCCAUAAAGGUGACCCCCAGGAAAAAGUUUAAGUGUCCUGAAUGCACAGCCAUUGAUGGGUUGUCACUGGAUCAAACUCACAUGGUUGAGAGAUCCGAGUGCAUCAACAAGUUUGCCUCCGUUUUUGGCACAAUGCCUCUGAAGGUAGUGGAGCACCGCGCAGACCCAGUCCUCUACAAAGAUGACUUCCCUGAGAAGCUCAAGAGUUUUCCCAACAUCGGCAGCCUCUGA
Messenger RNA from Knipowitschia caucasica, 2109 nucleotides. NCBI's taxonomy places the organism in Eukaryota, Metazoa, Chordata, Actinopteri, Gobiiformes, Gobiidae. The record is from the annotation of a GenBank genome assembly.